Dromaius novaehollandiae (emu) is the source of this 12187-nucleotide messenger RNA. RefSeq names its product leucine rich repeats and calponin homology domain containing 2 (gene LRCH2). NCBI's taxonomy places the organism in Eukaryota, Metazoa, Chordata, Aves, Casuariiformes, Dromaiidae. Bases 97 to 2406 code for a protein of 769 amino acids. The record is from RefSeq and is a predicted model, not a curated record. The transcript has 22 exons. Gene Ontology annotation, molecular function: protein binding.
CCCCCCGCGGCCCGACGGCGCCUGCGCAGUGGCGGGGUGGCGGCGGGGCGGCCGCCCGGCUGUUGUUAUUGUGGGGCUGGUCGGCGCCGCGCGAAGAUGGCGGCCGGGCAGGGGGGCGGCGGCGGCGGCGGCAACGGCGGCAACGGCAACGGCGGCGGGCCGGGGGGGCUGGGGAUCCCCGCGCACCUCACGCUCUCCUUCUCGGCCGGGCCGCACUGGGGCGCGGCCACCCUGCCGCAGCCGCACACGGUGCGCAGCUUGGACCGGGCCCUGGAGGAGGCGGGCAGCUCGGGCAUCCUCUGCCUCAGCGGGAGGAAGCUCCGCGACUUCCCCGGCAGCGGCUACGACCUCAGCGACACCACGCAAGCAGAUCUUUCAAAGAACAGAUUUACUGAAAUUCCUCCUGAUGUCUGGUUGUUUGCACCACUUGAAACUUUAAAUUUGUAUCACAAUUGCAUCAAAUCCAUUCCAGAAUCUAUUAAAAAUUUGCAAAUGCUUACUUACCUUAACAUUAGUCGAAAUCUUUUAUCAACGUUGCCAAAAUACCUGUUUGAUCUUCCACUGAAAGUUUUGGUAGUCAGUAAUAAUAAGCUGGUCUCCAUUCCAGAAGAAAUUGGAAAGUUGAGAGAUCUAAUGGAAUUGGAUGUUAGCUGCAAUGAACUUCAGGUCCUUCCCCAGCAGAUAGGAAAACUACAGUCACUUAGAGAAUUAAACAUAAGAAGAAAUAAUCUCCAUAUGUUGCCAGAUGAAUUAGGAGACCUUCCCUUGGUAAAGCUGGAUUUUUCUUGUAAUAAAAUUACAGAAAUUCCAAUUUGUUAUAGGAAGCUACGUCAUUUACAAGUAAUAGUUUUGGAUAACAAUCCAAUGCAGAUACCACCAGCACAGAUAUGUUUAAAGGGUAAAGUACAUAUAUUUAAAUUUCUCAGCAUUCAGGCAUGCCUCAGAAUAGAUAAAAAACCAGAUUCUUUGGAUCUUCCAUCAUUGGGUAAACGAAUCCCCUCCCAGCCACUCACAGACAGCAUGGAGGACUUUUAUCCCAAUAAAAAUCAUGGACCAGACUCUGGCAUUGGAAGUGAUAAUGGGGAUAAAAGGCUGUCUACAACAGAACCAUCUGAUGAUGAUACAAUCAGCCUUCACUCCCAGGUAUCAGAAUCAACAAGGGAACAGACAUUAAGGAAUGACAAUCAUGUAGUGGGAAGUAAACUCGAUCCACAGAAAGACCAGGAGGUGUAUGAUUAUAUUGAUCCGAAUGCAGAAGAGGGAGCUGUUCCUGAGCAAGGAGAUACACAGAUUGGACCAUUGCUGUCUUAUAUGAAGGAGCGGGGGAAACAUCCUGAGAAAACCCAGAAGACAGAACAGAAUGAGGAGUGGGGAGAUGAAAAAAGACUUCAGAAAGAACAGCUGCUGGCUGAAGAAGAUGAUGAAAUUAAAGAAGUGACUGACCUGAGAAAAAUAGCAGCUCAGUUACUGCAGCAAGAACAAAAACACAGACGAAGGCCAUUAAGCUAUAGGACCUCAUUCAGUGAAAAACUCUUCCAGAGGACAAGGGCGGCAGGACGUGCAUCAAGGCUUCUUAAUCAUUCAGCUUCAGUAAGCACAAGGAACAGACCAAAGCAGCCAGCAGAAUCUGAAAAAUGUAUCUCAACAGAUGAAGGGAAUUCUCCGUUGUCUCCAUACAGUUGGCAGCCACUGGAAAACCAGAAAGAUCCAAUGGAUGAGCAGCAUUGGCCAGAAACACAGCCAGUGAUUUGGCAGAAUGAAGAAAGAAGGAGAAGUAAACAAAUCAGAAAAGAGUAUUUCAAGUAUAAGUCUUCCAGAAAGAGUUCAAGCGGAAAUGAAAAUGAUGAGCAAGACAGUGAUAAUACUAAUGUGUCCCCACAGUCUCCUGUGUCGUCUGAGGAUUAUGAAAGGACAGACAGUAACACUCAUGGUCCAUUUGGUCUCAAACCAAGGUCAGCUUUUAGCCGGACGUCUCGCCAGGACUAUGGAGCAAUGGAUCCUGGAUUUACAAUGAGGAGGAAAAUGGAGCAUUUAAGAGAAGAAAGGGAACAAAUAAGACAACUUCGCAAUAAUCUUGAAUCAAGGUUAAAAGUAAUUUUGCCAGAUGAUAUUGGAGCAGCAUUGAUGGAUGGAGUCGUUCUUUGCCAUUUAGCCAACCACAUAAGGCCGCGUUCUGUUGCCAGCAUUCACGUCCCAUCGCCAGCAGUGCCUAAACUCAGUAUGGCAAAGUGCCGAAGAAAUGUUGAAAACUUUCUUGAUGCUUGUAAAAAAUUGGGCGUUCCACAGGAAAGACUCUGCUUGCCUCAUCACAUACUGGAGGAAAGGGGUCUGGUGAAAGUUGGCCUCACAGUUCAAGCUCUGCUUGAAUUACCUACGUUGAAACUAUCUCAGCUUUCCUCCAUGUAACAUGACUUCUUGGAAGCUAAACAACUUACCAUUCGGUCUGUUGAUAUGGAUUGCUCUGGGGCAAUUUAGCUUCCUAAACUGGAACAUCCAAGCCAUCAAAAACUAAUAUGUGUCCAGAUGCUGUAGAGAGCCUUACUUUGGAGUUGUACGUAAAACCUUGGAGUCAGCUGACAGUUAACAUAAUGAUUUUUUUUUUGUAAUUGGAUGCACAAAGAGAUUGAAGUUCUCUUUCCAGUUAAUGUAAGUCAAAAGCUGCCAUAAAAGCUGCUGUAACAUCUCAUAAUGUUACAGUUAAAAGAUGGAUUUCUCUUCCUACGUUGAAAAUGUUGUUUGAAUUUCUUUAGAAGUACAAAACCCAAACCCCUUGCUUGAAAGAUUAAAGCCAGUCAUUUGAUUUAAAGGUAAAACAAAAAUGUAGCAUUGAUAUGAUGGUAAAAAUCUGAGUGACUGAUCCCAUGUAAUCCACUUUUACUCUUUCAGAAAGCUUAAAGUUCGAGUUCUUUAUUUCUUGCACUCCUGAUUGUAAUUUAAACACUUCUAACAUUGCCAGUAUUUAGUCUGAGUUUAUGCUAAUUAUACAAACAGCAUAGAAUGGGAAAAAGAACACAUUUUGAGUUUUUCCAGUCUUCUAGGUUGAUGCCAAAUAUUUUUUUCAGUUGUACUGUAGAUUGUUUACAUGUGAAGUGCCUGUGUAAUUGACAAUUCUUAACAGUCUUAAACAUUUUUGCAAUUUCUUUGUUUAAAACAGAUACAAUGGGAAUUUUUAAAUAUUUUAAUAGUUUUUUGUAAAGUCAGUAUGUGAAGAUUUGAAUAAUACUUCACUUCUUUGAUGUUGGAUGUUUUAAGUUUGUUGCACAAUUUAAUUGGUUAUUUUAUUGUCUAAUGAUUAGAAAAUACUGUAAAUACAUUUUAUUUAUGAUAUUUAAUUUGAUACCUAAUCACUUUUUUUUAAUGUAUUGUUGGACAAAAAAGGUCUACUUUCCUUUGUUUGGGACAAACAGUAAUGUACAUGGUGAGUAAGACGUGAGGACUAGUGAUGCAUACAAAGUAAUUUAGGACAUUUUUGAUAAAACUGCCAAAAUCUCAGGUUUAUGCUGUGACUUUCAGGAUUUUAUGUAAUAUUGUUCCUGAUUUCACGUUACAUUUUUACAACCAGUAUAUCCAUAAUUUAGUUGAAAAAUAUCAGUGUUGGGAGGUUUAUUUUUAGUGUUUACAAGGUUUAUUGUAGAAUUUACACAAGUGCGUGGUAUAGCACACAAAUCAGUUUGUACAAAUGUCACUGUGCUGAGAUACUAGACUUUUCUGGACAAAUGUAGAAAGAAGAAAUAUUCCCACAGUGGUAGUUGUUAAACUUCUGGGUGUGUGUAUAUACAUAUAUAUAUACUCAUUUGCUUCUGCACAAGUUCUCAGUGUUUUGAGAACAUUCUGAAACCACACACAAUUGAGUUCCUCUCCAAAAAAGUUGCAGAUCAUUUGGUAAUUUUGGUGAUAAGUCUGGUUGCAUUAUUUUGUUCUUCACAAUUAGGUAGCUCGAAGAAGAAGGAAAAAAAAAAAGGUUAGAUUCUGACUGUGACACUGAUUUUCUGGUUUAAGCUGUUAAUUUAGAUCAAGGUAUACGUUUACCAGUGUGUAACAGAAUUUAAUUCUGUUCUUGUCAAUUGAUCCAGAAACCAUUUGAUAAAAUUCGUAAAAGAAUGAGGGAGGGAUAUCAUUUACUCCUUAUUUCAGUUAUAAUAGUCCUUAAUAUCAAUAGCUGAGGGAAAAUAAACUUCCAGUUACAAGAUUUUUUAAAGUUACAUUAUUUUAAAAUGAAGUGAAACAGACUGAUUCAUAUGUAAUAGUUAAAAUACACUAUUGUUUAUAUAGUGUAUUCACAAAGUACAGCUCAUUGAAAAGUUAGUUAAAACUUAAUUUGCGAAGUCAUCAUUACAAGUUGUUGGUUACAGAAAUAUUUGCUUAAGGAAACUGGAUUGACUUUUGAACCUUGACUUUGAAACGUGCUAGUUUAUUUAUCUCUAACUAUUUUUCAAAUCAUUCACGCAAAACAGAGGUUUAAGUUUUUAGAAUGAGUAUUUUUCACUAGAGGCAAUAUCAGAAAAGUCUUGCUAAGACUAAAAAGAGUAAGCUUAAUAUAAUUCACUAAGCAAGAUUUUUGUCUCUGCACUUGCAGAACAUAAUUUAAGAAUGAUUUGUUGUCUUUCAAUUCCCUGCUAUGAUACUUGACAAUAAAAAAAAAAAAAGUGCUGUAUUUUAGUAUGGUAGCCACAGACUUGCCAACUGUAAAGAAAUUAAAUUGUCACCUAGAUUAUGUGGCUUGAACAGAUUUACACUACUAUUUCAUUGUCAUAUUUUAGAUGUGUUCUGAUCCUAAAGUAACACUUUCUUUUUUCCAAUUAGGACUAAAUUCAUUCUUCAUAGCUCACUGACUAUAGUGAGUUUUUUUUCAUUCAUUGAUUAUUUUUUUCUUGAAAGAAUACUACGUGUCAGGGAUAUAAUAGUUAUCAUCACAAUGUAAACAUUAAGAAUUGUCUUGUAGUAUGCCAGCUGCUUAUCAAUUUUUUAAAACUUAUCCCAGUAUUUCCAAAAUAACUUGAAAAUUAGAUAUGAAGUUGAAGUGUUCAUUUUGAAUUGUAUCUCAAGCUGAAAACUACUAAAACAGCAUUUAGUUUUUUAAGCAUUCUGGUGUUCUUGCCCACAGACUUGCUAGAAGCAGUCUUGCUUUGUCGUUUUGUGGAAAUUAUUACGGCCCCUCUUCAUGCUUUUCAGCAGGCACCAUGGGGAAUGAUAAUCAUGAUUCUUAUAGGAGAUCUUUUUUAGCAUUGCAAAGAUAAAGGACUUCCAGUAUUAGACAGGAGCAGUUCGAGGAAUGGUCCAGCAUGUCUAGAUGAAUCUUUUCUCAUCUUUCUUUAGGUGCUUUCAGAAAUACUCCAAAGCCAUGCCACAAUUAGCUAUUCCCUUCAUGAUUUUUGGGGGGGGGGCAACUGCAAAAGAGAUACUGAAGUUGAUAGAGCACUCAAUUUUAAAAUGGUCAGUGGAAAUAGUUGCUGUCUUCCCUGUAUGAGAAUUCACCUACUGUCCCCUUUCUUCCUUUCCAUUUGAUCCCAGCAUCUCUGUAUUUCUUUUUCUGUUUGUUCCCAGAUCCAGUAACGUUACCUUGUUCAUUACUGUGUACUCCUCUUCCCCACUCCCUCUUUACUUUUUGUAAGAGAAAAUUGCUCCAGUGGCAAUAGUGAACUACUGUGAUCCCAGAAUCCCUGCUCCCAACAUUUCGUACAUUUGAGAUAACCUUUUUCUAUUUUCUUUAGGAUAUAAAGUGAUUACUUAAUAUUUGGCACAGCUGAUAAGGGUUUUUAAAACAUUUAUCAGAGGCCUGCCUAAUUGCUAUUAUAGUCAUUUGAAGUUUAUACUUUUGACUUGGAGAAGAACAUUAAAAGCUUUAGGAAAAUUCAUUAAGUUUUCCUAAUAAAUAUAAGAGUUACUAGGGUGCUUUUGUUAUUGUAGAUGUUAUAUGAACUUACUGCAAUAAUGUGAUAUGAAACUGUAAAUUACUGAGUGAAACAGCGUACUGACAGAGGGCUUCUGGCCUUGUGGGGUUUUUUCCUAUUUCUUAUGUCAUUGGAUGUUUGAAUGGCUGCAGUAUGUCACACAUGAAUGAUCUUUUCUUUAAGCAAUAAUGUCCCAGACAUUGUGAGAUCUUAAAGAAGUGGCAUUAAAAUGUUUGUUUUAAAGUUUGAUGACUUCAUAUGCAGUAUCUCAGAAAUGCUUCGCAGCUAUUAUAUAAUAUAGCUAAUUCCGUGUCCUAGCUGGGGUAUUGCAGAGGAUCCAGAAACCCAGUUAUACCCCUGUAGCUGAAGAUCUUCCAAAAUGUAACUGAAAAUUGAAAGUAUUAUAAAAUGCAGAGGAACACAUUUGAAACAGUGAAUAACUAUGACAGGAAUCGUCAUAAUUUCUGGGCCAAAUCCUAGCUCCACUGAAGUCAAUGUAAGUUUUGCUGUUGACUUCAGUAAAGAUUUCACUCUAUAGAAAACCGAAGCUGCAGACCAUGGCAAACAUGGCUUAGUUAAACUCAUUUGAUGAGAGCAAAGCUUUAGUUUUGAAAAUCUUGGCAGUAGUGUUUUGCAGGGUCUUCUGUAAGCUAAUUCGAAAAGAAAUGACUAAAAUUAGCGAUCUCUAGUAAAUUGAAGGCAACUAUAAAAUCUUACAUUAAUCCAUUUAUUUAAAAAUAUUCUUCUGUGCUAUAUACAGGAUAAAGAUGGAAGGAAAAAUUACUCCAAAAUAUAGAGUUCAUUCUCUGGGAAGAUAUGUAGCCUCAAAGUGCAGGUGAGGACUACCAUCAGGUUUUUUUGUUACUCUGAAAUUGUGGUUUAGCAGCAAUAUUCUCAGAUUAUUGAAAUAAAUCUGCAGGCAAAUUUAAACCAAAAUUGAAAAAACAUCUGUUUCUUACACUAACCAGAUUUUCACAUCUCUUCUCAAUAUUGAAGAGGAGAGCAAAGCUCCGGCAUUACUUCCUUUUGCUAAUUUCUUAAAUGCUUUUGUAAAAGGUAGCUCUUGCAUAUGAUAGGGCUGCAAUCUGCCUGACUGUCUGAGAAUAAAACUGUAUCCCAGCGCACAGAUAAGCAGAUUAAUAAUGUCCCAAAUGUUAGUCAACUAACGGGCAAAAAUUCAGUCAACCUUAGCUUAAACCAAUGUAUUUUUCAAUCUGAAUUGGGGAUUUUAUCCUAAAGUAACUUACAAUGGUAGUUUUUGCAGCAAUUUUUUUAGCAAUUCCUCCAAAUUUUGUAUUGGUAAACCGAACUUACCUUUUUCCACCCUAAAUCAGGGUAAUAUAUGUGUUUCCAUGAUGAAGUAUGUCAUAUUAAACAGUGACCUUUAUGUUCUUUAAAACAAACAAACAAAAAGAGUUGUGAAAUAUUGCCUGUUUACAGAUGACCUUUUGAUUUAUUUAAAAAAAAGAAAACCAAGAUAUGCAAUUGGAAAGGCAAAAUCUACUUGUCCAAAGAGAUGGUGCUCUCUGGUUUUAUAUUGAAUAACUUCACAGUGAAGAGACUUCAGGAAAGAAUUAGUAGAGACAUAAAUUAUUUCGAACUACUGUACAUUAAGGAAAGCAGACCAGUUCCUGGCACAUCCUUAGUACUCAGAGCUGUCUGCACACGUUACCGUCACGAGAACCUGCCUGAGGCAAGGAGCUGAGGAGCAUGUGUCACGGCUCACCUGCAUGGUCCCUGGGCAACACCUGAAGGCAACAUCCUUCCACAUAGUAGGCUGCAGAAUUCUUAAAUAAAUCUUUGGAAUCUAAGCAGAAACAUGAAGAUUUUGAGAGUAAUAGAUAAGUAAGCAUUUGCCAAUAUUUAACUCCCACCAGCGAAUAAUGAUGUAGUGGGCUAGAGAGAAAGCUUGCUCUAGGAACUAGAGAACUUCACUCACUGAAAAGUGCACCAUGACUCUAACAGAUUAGUUUAUGUUGUCUUGUCGAAUAAGAGAACCAAAAUGGUAAUAGUGUUUUCCACAUGGAAAACCUACUAUGGCAUGUACAAAUGGAGGAAAAUGCAAACUACCAUUUUUUAAUCAGGAAUUUUAUGGCACAGAUCUUUAGAAACAUAAAUAUGAAGGUAAAAAUUAUUCUCCUGGAAAGAAAACAAUUUCUGUUGAUAUUGACUGUUAAAAUAGAGAGGCUUUCUGGUCAACUUAAUUUCAGUUUAAACUUGCCACUAUACUGGAGUAGUUCUGACUCUGUAUUUUUACAUAAGAAAAUGCAGCUUUGUUUUAUUUGUCUUAAAUAUUUCACAUAGUACAAUGCUGACAGUGUAUAAUUUAAAUUGUGGUUAUAUGUUGUAUUUAUUCAACAGUUGUUUUAGACCUACUCUUUUUGGAAAACGUGGGAGGCAAAGGGGAUUGCUAUAAGUCUACCUAAUUAAUUUCUGUGGAAGGAAAAAAGUUAUUGUAAAACUGAUGACAUCAGUCAUUUUCAGUUCAAAUAUUUUAUAGACUACAUUUUUAAAGUAGUGUAUUUUUAAUGUGUUUCCUAUAUAUGCUUCAGAAUCCUAAUCUGGGGGAAAAAAAAAAAAAAGCUUUCAUGACUCCUUUAGUCUCUUAGCAAACAUUAAUGGAGAAGAGUAGUAUGAACCAACAACAAAUUAAAUCCUUUUGAGAAACUUUCCGUUGACUUCAGUGAAACCAGAAUUUCCCUCAAUAGUUUUGUAACUGAGCUACAGCUUAAAAUAAGUCACUUACAAUGAAUUCUUGGCACUAACAAGGAUUUCUGCAGUUCUUUCAGAACUGUGUAAAAUAAGGCAAACUUGGCAUCCCCCCCACCCCACAAAGCUCUUCUAAUUUUAUUGAGGCAGAUUAUGAAAUAGCUACUAUUUGGAAAUAAGUCCAAAAACGCUUUUUAAUUUUGCUUUGUUUUUAAAUUGGAGUGAAUGUGAAAUCUUUCCAGAGUUUGUUUAGGAUUUGGUUGUGCCAUUGCUGGCAUGGAAACUUCCAUUAUUCAGUAUUAAUAGUCUUUCUGGAGCAUGUGCAAGAUUGGGCUCUGCAUAUGCAAAUGUUAAUCGAGUUCUGUUUACUGAAUCCAUGUGUUACAGGAAGCAUUGCUGCAACUGUGGGAAUUCCUGGGUUGCAACUGUUAAUGUCAGUUCCACCAACAGUUAAUGCAGAUCUUUGCAACACCCAUGAAGGGUACACACAGGCGUUGCAAAAAGGUGGUGAGGCGUAUUAUGCUGGGAAUAAUGUGAAUACUUUUUACUAUUGUGUAAUGUGUAGAACAAGGAAAAUGUGAUUGUUUUACAAUUAUCACUCAGUUGAUAUUCAGUUAUUUUAUUUUGUAACUUGUGAUUAUAAAACUCAGAAAAUGAAAUGUAACCAAAUGAUCAAUGUGUAAAUGUGGGCAAGACAUGACAGAAGUAGUUCUGAGGCACGGCUGGAGAGUGAUCAUUUAAUAAGAUGAUUAAAUUGUAUAUAUACUUACAACCUCUAUUUGAUAGUGCAUUUUAAUUCAUUUUGCAUUUCAUGUUCCUGUAAAGUGCGUUUUCCACACCUCUUGAAGAUUGUCUACCUGUACAAUACUGUAUCUUAAGUCUUUUUUCAGGACUUCCAUUAUUGCUGGAGCUUCCAACAUGUAUAUGUUUCUUUUGAAAAAUGUUCCUACUAUUAUUUUUUGUAAAUAGCUUUUGUAUUGAAUUUGCAUGGAUAAAACCCACAUUUCCAAAAUGAGUGUACAUACUCUGUGUAUAAAAUACAAACUGUUUCAUAACUUUAAUGUAGUCAAGUUAUUCAGUUUGAUCUUUUUUCACUUUUUACACAGUUGUGGUAAAAAAGUUAAUGAGAAUUUGUUGUAUGUUCUUUCAAAUGUCUUUGCUGCUGUUUUGAGAGAGAAGUGACCUGCCUAAUUACAUAUCAGGAAGUAUGUCCUUUUAUUGUGACAAACAAAAGAAACAACUGUUAUUCCAGGAAAAUAUAGGACACUUUUAUAUGACACAUACUAGGUCUUCUGUUUGACUAACAGACAAAUCAGUGUUGAGAAUACGUGAGGACCAAGGUGCCUUCGCUUGUAGUAGGGUCUUUAUUCAUUUGCACACUUUCCAGUCUUACCUACAUGAGAACCACCCAACGUCUUACAGCCUAUGUAUUAGAACAGUACAUUUCUCUGAGUCUUGCUAAUGCUCUCUUAGGAGUGCAGUUUCAUUAUAAGCUUAAUCCAGUAUGGAAACUCCAACUGAAACAAGUGAUCUGCUACCCUUCCAUUCCCUGGGUUGGAUCUAGCGAUAGUAAUCACGUUUUGCAUCAUUUGAAAUCAUUAAAUGCUAGAUCUGGCCUUAGGGAAACAAAGCUGCCAUUUUUUUUGGCCGUAGCUGCAUUUAGAGCAGAUUACACAAAUACAGGUUAAAAUACAAGAUUUUAAUGACGUUUUUUAACCUAAAUUUCAUUGUUUACUUCAGCAUCUUCUGCAGAAUUUAUAAAGAUCUGAGUAUUGAAAGGAAAAAAUUCUCUUUUACACAGAUGUUUUUUCCCUGUGAGGCUUCUCAUUCUGCACCUAUCCAGUAGUCCUUUUUUUCCUAAUGAAGCACAACUUGGGACUUUACAAAAUGGAAAUUGAAUUACAAGGAAAGUGAAUAACGUCCUUUGAAAAGGGCAUCUAAGUAGCUGGAAGUUUUGUGGUUUAAAUGUUCUGUGAGUCUGUUGUUCAGUUCCCAGUUAAAAGAAAGCUUUCCUUUUAUGAAAAGGCUUUUGGGUCUACAAAUGGAAUGGUACCAUGUGAUGAGGCUUCUCAUGGGGACUGGACUCCAUGACCCGUGAGAUCCCUGCUGGUCCUCGGUCAUCUUCCUGGGGAAGGUCACAGUUGGAUAAUGGAAAUGAUAAUGGAAAAGCAAAAGGUCUGUAAUUUCCCUUGUAGAGACACUUCAAGAGAAACUGAGAGUUCAUGAAGUUCUGCAGUGUAUUCUUUGAGACUUGCAAAUUUGAUCAGGUUGCCACAAACAAGUAUGUUCCUUUGUACUAUCAGCUGCUGAUAAUUUGGUUAAGCAAAGUCCUUGUUUGAACUGUAUCCCGAGCUGUUAAGUUUUGUAACAUGUCAAGCUUCAUAUAUAAACACAGAGUAGAUGGUUUAUAGUACUUCUGCCUUGGCAAAGGUAUCUGCAGCUGUAAGAUUGCAUUGAUUCCAGCAAGAUUUGAGGAUGGCUGACAGCGAAUAAAUCUUACAAAUUCUUAUUAUAAUGCUUCCUCCACCCAGUGAGAUUGCAGGAGUAGUCCUUAGUUCUUACAGGUCUUGCUGAGUGCAGAUCCAUUUUCACAUGUCGCACAAAGCUUGUUCCACUUACAUUUCCUUCAUCAGAGAUGAACAGCUGCAAUACAGAGCUCUUGCUUUCUGUUCAAGGUCUUGUGUUUCCUACCAUGGUCUGUCAGGUACAAACAGUGCAUGUUCUCGUUCCUAUACUGUGUCUGCUUUGAAUUCUUCGGUGUCCAGCUUGCAGAACAAUUGUAUGUCUCACUAUUUCCACCUGCUGUUUUGCAUUAGUUAAGAUCCAUUGCCAUGCCUUUAGCCUUUUAAUUAUCCUUAACAAUUAAGAUGUCUCCACCAGUGAUGGAUAUGACUACAGUGCUCCAGAUUAGCUAUGCUGUUCUGAUACUCCUUAGUUUGUUGAAAUUAUGAGGGUUAAGAAAAUCAAAGUAUUUUUCAACUCCUUCCCCAUUGUUUCACGUAAUUCUCAUAUUUCUGAUACUAUAUUUAAACAUAUAUUAGUCAAAUACUCUGGCUAAAUAAACUGGCUAAAAGUAUCACUCAAGGCUGUUAGAACCCCUCAAGGAAUAUUUUCAAAAGCUUAUAAGAUGCUUAAUGUUGCAAUGAUUUGAGCACAAUAAACCUAUUUACAAAAUGUGUACAUAAUUAUUUCUCUUUAAUUAGUUAGGCCUCAUACUAAUAAUGGAAAUCUCAUAAUGUUUUCAUUAUGUAGCCAAAGAGUAGAUGAUGAUAUUAAUAUCUAGUUCUAGCAGUCACAGCCCUGCUUUCAGAACUGAAUGAUGCAUAAAUCAGCACAAUAGCUUAUAGCUAAUAGUAAGGGCAGUAUAAAAAGAAUUAGAACAUGUUAACUUUUUUGGAAUUCCCAGGUGAUUGUUUAAGAUUUAACUUUGUAUCAUCUUAACAUAGCUUUCAUUAUAGUGCGGAAGUGGAACAACUAGACUGUAUGUGGAACUUCUGUAGUUUUUUUUAGCUAAUAUUUAAAUGUGCCAAACUGAAUAUUUGUAUUUUUCAGCAACUCAAUAAACACCUAUCUUUAGAGUAUUAAAA